Molecule: messenger RNA, 3343 nt
Organism: Saccostrea cuccullata (small rock oyster)
Lineage: Eukaryota; Metazoa; Mollusca; Bivalvia; Ostreida; Ostreidae
Product: protein DDB_G0287365-like
Exons: 24
Coding region: 22-3297 (1091 amino acids)
Source: RefSeq, a predicted model, not a curated record
AGUAAAAAGUCAUUGCAAGUGAUGGCGGGCAGCAGAUUUACUGUGUUACUUUUAGGUUUUUGCGGCAUUGCUGCAGCGCAGAUAAGUCCGAACUUUUGUCCGCACGAACAACCAAGCGUUACGUACAAGGCCUGGUCUUCCGAAACUAGCUGGGAUUCAGGAAAAGUGCCAGACGCUAACACUGACGUAGCAUUAAAUGACGGAAUCUAUCUUGUUGACACGUCGGUUGACGUCAAAAGCAUCACCGUUGGCAAGGACGCCACCUUAGUGUUUAAGGAUGUAGACCUUAAGGUCAGGACCCGCUAUAUCCUGGUCCGUGGUGCGCUUUAUCUCGGCUCGGAAACGUGUAAACUGAAAAGCGUCAUUGAUAUUACACUUUACGGUGACAAAGGUGAUGUUUCCAUACCUAGUUUUGGAGAGAAAUUUAUUGGAGUGGAAAGUGGCGGAGUUCUCCAUCUACACGGCUCCGACAAAAGGCCGUGGACAAAACUGACCCAGACCGUGCAGAAAGCAAAGAAUGGAGAAAUCUCCGAUAUUUAUAAUGACGACGGUGUCAAAAAAGCCAAGUUCCAAGGAAUUGUAAUGUAUGUCUGGGACGCAACUUCCGGUCAGCUGGAGGAAGCCAAGGGUGUCUACGCCGCGGGUCGGUAUACGAUUACCAAAUCCGGAAAUCAGUGCGAGGCGGACGAAGAUGCCAAACAGUUUGAAGAAACGCUUAAAGCUAUCCCUGAUGGUAAAAUUGUUGGACUUGCUUUAAUACGACAUCUUCUUCAUAGAGGUAACGUCAAUUACGCCAUGUUCUACGAGAUCUUUGAAAACUUCGCCUUUGGACAAGUGACGGGCAACAGCGAAAUACGGAAUCUACGUCUUCAUGACGCUUGGUCAUUUGUCAUGAAGAAAGGCGACAUCGCUUCCUCCCAAGAGUUGUUUUUGAAGGACGAUAAAGUAAAACUCGAGCGAGCUGCUGAGGUCUACCACUAUGAGAAUAACAACAAAUUCACCGUCAGGAGCUGGGUCCACUCUAUUCGUCGUGGUGCCUGCUACGCCCGCGGAAAGAGCGCCCAGGCUGACAUUGCCGAUCCAAAAUUAUCCCUAACGAAUGACGUCAGUUCCUGGAAAGAUGGCGAUGAAGUGGUCCUGCUGUCCACCGAUUAUGAUCCUAAACAAGCUGAAGUGACAACCAUUAAGGAAUGUACUGAAUGUGGACCGAAUGAAGCAAGAAUCAAUCUUGAGCCAAUGUUCACUCACUUUGGACAAAUGGUUAAUGGUGUCGAUAUGCGAGGAGAAGUUGCUUUACUUAGCCGUAAUAUAAAAAUCCGAGGGGCUCCGGCUGCCAAUAGCAAGACACUUGGGGGACAUAUCAAGGUCCUGAGGGGUUUUAAAGAAGCACAGGUGGAGAAUGUAGAACUCGUUAACAUGGGGCAGUUGGAUACACUAGGAAAUUAUCCAUUCCAUUGGCAUAUGUGUGGUGACGUCACAAACUCUUACAUCCGGGGUAGUGUUAUCCGGGACUCCAACGCACGUUGUGUAACAAUCCAUGGUACCAAUGGGGCUAUGGUGGAGAACAAUGUCUGCUUUAAAGCUGUUGGACACGGAUAUUUUCUGGAGGAGGGCGGAGAAGUGAAUACAGUAUUGAAUGGAAACCUUGGGGCUGGAAAUACCCGGACAAGUAAACUUACCAAAACAGACGGAAUGCCUUCAACCUUCUGGAUUACGAACCCCAAAACAACAUUGACAAACAACGUAGCAGCCGGAAGUGACUAUGCCGGAAUCUGGUACGUAUUUCCUGAUGAACCCAUCGGAGUCUCAUAUGGAGUGGUGAAUACAAUGCAGAAAGACGAGGCGAAGCGAACACCCAUAAAAGAGUUCAACAAUAAUGUCGUUCAUUCCAACCGUGUGGCCGGACUUUUCUUCGAUAGACGCCUACAGAACAACACAGCCUUUGGAUGGGGGACAAAAUAUACCCCUCUGAGUGACCCACUGGAUGUGAAUUCGGCUCCACAGACUGCCGUCUUUAAAAGGCUGACAGCAUACAAGAACGAGAUGUUCAAUAGUUGGUUUGAUGCUUCGAAUAUUCACGUGACACAGUCCUCAUUCUCUGACAGUUUGAUGUCAUUUGCUGUGAGAAGAAGCAGCAAUGGACCCGAUUGCUUGGUUACCAACAGCGUGUUUAUGGGGGAAUCGAUCAACAUUGGAGAACCAUCUGUUAUCAGGGGAAAUGGCAUGGUCAAGACUUAUCCCAGGGCCGUACCACUCAGAAUGGCUAACCAGCCUCGACAAGGCUUUGUGUUCUAUGACAAGGCAGUCAGUCUGGAGGACUCUUGGUUUGGUAACUAUGCCAGUACAGAUGAUUAUAACGCGGGGGCUCUCGGAUUCCAGAGGAACAACAUGCAUAUAACGGCCCAUGGAGCAUAUACCAAAGGACUUCAAUGGGGAUUUAGUGACGAAUCUGAAGGAAAUCGUGUUUUUGACGGGAAUUCCACUGACCUCGGUUUCACUGCUUUGGACGGAGAUGACAUAGCUGUCUUUAAGGAUGUUGACGGGUCAACCACAGGGACUAAAGGGAGUUUCGUGGUCAAACCAUUACCAAUCCACUUGACUGAACAGUGCGAGGAAAUUGAUAACUGGAAAAUGGCUAUUUGUCCACAUGCUUACGGCCAAGUAAGGGCCAAUUUUGACGGGAAAAAUGAUGACGAGAUUACCGUCACGCGAGAUGAUGAUCGAGAUGACCCCGUGACGGCAGACAGGAGGUCGUAUGCUCCAUUCCUGGCUAUACUAGGAGGGUCGUAUAGUUACCUGGUCCGCUCAAACGCUGAUAAGGCGCCGGGCUGGUGGAGAUUCGAGUUCUUUGGCUUGUCAAAGUCCAAUUCUGCUUCUUUGGCUGUGUGUAUUCCACGCCAAUCGACAGUUAGGCCAGCCAUGUUUAAUAUAGACACUGGCAAAUGGGAGAGAGGCGUAGCAGUAGCAUCCUAUGAUGACUUCCAGAAAGGAACUUCUUUCAAAGACUAUUUCGUAGACACAGAAGUAGGUGUUAUAUUCCUCAAAGCCAUGCACGUCCGUGAAGAGGUCGAGGGAGACAGAGGGAACUGUUUAGACAACAAGUGUCCGUUUGUCCACUUUUCCAAUAAGGAUGGUGACAGAACAGACACGGAUUGUAACGACCGAUUCUACGCUAAAUACAAAAAGGACCAAGUCACACCUUCACGAAAAAAGAGACAAGCCGCAAGUACUGACAAAUUUCCCGCCACACAAGCCGCGCCGCCAACAAACUGGGGAGCUGGAUCUACAGCACCAUAAAUUCUGGAUAUUUCCAAAGCUUUAUUUUUAUACGAUCAACAUUAAU